UUCCUCAUUGCUUGACAGUUCUGUCCCGACGUCACCGGUUCCGUCCCAACACGGAAACGUGUGCCGUCGCGGUUCUCAUGGAUUUAAAGCGACACCGCUAGCGUCGCCGCAGCCGCCGCCGUGUUCGUGGACGCACGCGCUUUGGAAAUGGAGAGAGAGUUCUGACCUCUGUUGUUAGUUCAAUAGCUUCAGAGUUCCCGUUUGUUGCGAGCCGUGAACCAAAGUGCGCCGGGGGUCAUGGGGGCUCCGGGGCGCCUGCUGCUGGCUCUGCUCCUGCUGUCAUGGGAAGGCAAGCCGUUUCAGGUUGGAGGGGUCCGGUCUGUCACCCUCCCAGAAUCCCUCCUGUUCGUCUCCACACUGGACGGCAGUCUGCAUGCCGUCUCCAAACAGUCGGGGGACAUCAAGUGGACCCUCAGAGAAGACCCCGUUAUUCAAGUACCUGUCUACCUCACAGAGCCGGGUUUUCUCCCAGACCCCAACGACGGCAGUCUGUACGUCCUGGGCGGCAAACACAAGGAAGGCCUGAUGAAACUGCCCUUCACCAUCCCAGAGCUGGUCCAGUCGGCUCCCUGCAGGAGCUCUGACGGCGUGCUCUAUACAGGUAAGAAGCAGGAUGUGUGGUUUGUGGUGGAUCCUGAGACGGGCGAGAAGCAAACCAGUUUGACCACCUCCUCCUCCGAAUCCAUCUGCCCCAACACCCCCCUGCUCUACAUUGGACGCACGGAAUACAUGGUCACCAUGUUUGACACCAAGACACAGGAGCUGCGGUGGAACGCCACGUACAACGACUACUCGGCUCCGCCUUACGAUGACAAACAGGACUACAAGAUGGCCCAUCUGGUGUCGAGCGGCGACGGUCUCGUGGUGACGGUCGACAGAGAGACGGCUGUGUCUGUCUUCCCAGGGGACGUCCUGUGGAGCCAGAACUACGGCUCGCCCGUCGUAGGGGUCUACCUGUACUCCGGCGACUCCCUGAGGCACGCCCCUCACCUCUCCCUCGCCAUGGAAACGCUGCGCUUCCUCACCUUCUCCUCCUCCGCCGCCGCCGACGAACAGGAGGACGCGCACUCGACGUUGAAGUGGAGCUACCAGUUCGUGAAAGAGCAAGCCAGCGCGCAGACGCAGCUCGUACCCACUCUCUAUGUAGGAAAAUUGGACUCCCACCUCUACGCCUCCACUUCCCUCGUCCACCACGGAGUCUCGUUAGUGCCUCGGGGACUGACCUUGGCUCGGAUCGAGGGACCGGUGACGGCCGGAGUGACGGUCAGCGAGCGAGGGGAGUGUGAGAUCACUCCGUUCACUGAUGUGCGCUAUCCACCGGGAAGCACUAACAGUCGGAAAAACCACUGGCUGCUAAUAGGUCAUCACGAGCUCCCUCCGGUGGCUCACACCACCAUGCUGAGGGAUUUCCCCGCGGGCCUGCAGCGUUCUGGUGAGGCCGUCAUCCCCCCUCGCCCUCCGGCCUCGCCGGCCUCCCACUACCAUCAGCGCUACUUCCAGACGGUUGCCGGUAGCCAUGGCGACGGCGAUGCUAACGGAGGAGGGGUCGAUGGGAGGUCGGCGGGACAGGCCCGCGGGCCGGCCGCUGUGACGCCCGUCUACAUGACUCAGGACCGUCUGACUCUGGCGGUUCUGACGCUGCUGCUGGGAGGAUGGCUGGCCUUCGUGCUCACUUACCCCGUUCGUGCAGCUCAUCAGCUGAAGGCUCAAAGGCAGCUGGAGGAGGCGUUCGAGUCUCGUCUCCAGCGCAUGCAAACCAACAUGCAGCCGGCGGCGACCUCGGCUUCUUCAGACGCGACCCUCUCCAGUGACUCUCCGCCUGCGUCGGCCGACCCUCCGCCCAGUCCUCGCGCUCACAGCAGCGGCACCUCAGAUGUGGUUACAAAUGGAAACAAACCCCCAGCAGGUCUCUCAGAAGGAGGCAGCGAGGAGGUGCAGGUGGGUAAAAUCUCCUUCACGCCGUCCGAGGUGCUCGGACACGGCACCGCGGGAACCUUUGUCUUCAGGGGUAAUUUUGAUGGACGCCACGUGGCGGUGAAGCGAAUACUGCCCAAGUGUUUGGAGGUGGCGGAGCGGGAGGUGCAGCUCCUCCGAGAGUCGGACACCCACCCGAACGUCAUCCGGUACUUCUGCACGGAGAGAGACCGCCUCUUCACGUACAUCGCCAUCGAGCUGUGCGCCGCCACGCUGCAACAGUACGUGGAGGAUCCGUCUUGCUUUCCUGAGCUGAAUCCUAUAACUCUGCUGGGACAGACCAUGUGUGGCCUCUCACACCUCCACUCACUCAACAUAGUCCAUCGGGACCUGAAGCCCAGGAACAUCCUCCUCUCUGGUCCCAGCGCUCUGGGUCGGGUCCGAGCUCUCAUCUCUGACUUUGGUCUCUGUAAGAAGAUCCCGGACGGUCGGAGCAGCUUCUCUUUGCGGUCGGGAAUCCCAGGAACCGAAGGCUGGAUAGCGCCCGAAGUACUGCGGGAUACACCCGGCAACAAACCGACGGCAGCGGUGGACGUCUUCUCGGCCGGCUGCGUGUUCUACUACGUGGUCAGCAGGGGGCAGCACCCCUUCGGUGAUUCGUUAAGACGGCAGGUCAACAUCCUGUCAGGGGAAUAUUCACUCUCACAUUUUAUGGAGGAUAGGCACGACGACGUCAUCGCACAGGAUCUGAUCGAGCGGAUGAUCAGUGGCGAGGCGGCGGCGCGGCCCUGCACCGCCCGGGCGCUCAAACACCCGUUCUUCUGGAGCCCCGAGAAGCAGCUGCUCUUUUUCCAGGACGUGAGCGACCGCAUAGAGAAGGAACCAGCAGACGGUCCCAUCGUGGUCAAACUGGAGGCCGCGGGCAGAGCAGUGGUUCGGACCAACUGGAGGAUGCACAUCUCUGUGCCUCUGCAGACAGACUUGAGGCGCUUCAGGACAUAUAAAGGAAACUCGGUCCGGGAUCUGCUGCGAGCCAUGAGGAAUAAGAAGCACCACUACCACGAGUUGCCACCGGAGGUGCAGGAGACACUCGGCGAGCUGCCCGAGGGCUUCGUCGACUACUUCACCUCGCGGUUUCCACGGUUACUGAUGCACACGCACGCCGCGCUGCACUUCUGCUCCCACGAGAGACUGUUUCACCCCUACUAUCUACCCCCCCAGCGCCAAAUGACUUGACCCCCCCCCCCCCCCAGCACAUCAUAUACUCUGUACACACACUGAAGUAGUUUUUUGUUGUUGUUGUGAGCAACAGAAACGGUGCCCCUCUAUUGCUUUUGUAAAGCCCGCACCUGCAGUGCAGUGAAGAAAAGUUUUUAUAGAGUUUUUUUUUUUUUUAUAGAUCCAUUUCAAUUUUUUCUGCAGCUGUAGAUCGGGAAACGUUUUUUAAACAAAUAAAUUAGAAAAGCACACCUCCGCUAAAGCUGCACACAUUAUUUAUAUUAAUAAAAAAACUGUUUUUAAACUACAUCUUAAUGCGCAACUCCAUCAGAACUUUCCUUUUGAAAAAAAUGCAAUAGUUCGUCAACCACUGUAGAAACACGGCGAACUCCGUGUAGAGGACCUGGUUCCUAAGUAGAGCUCAAUCUAAGCCAACAAUAGUUUGAGGUGAUUAUAAUAAUAAUAAUAAUAAUAAUUCGAAUUUCUAUAGGGCUUUUCUAGACACUCAAAGACGCUUUAUAUGAUAUAAAAAAAUGUAUUAUUAUUAUUAUUAUUAUAUAUUAUUAUUAUUAUUAUUUUAUUUUUAUACGAUUUAUACACGAAUGUUAACAUAGUUAUGACUAUUAUAUUCCAUUUCUGCUAAUAAACCUCCAGAAAUGGACACACUGAUUUUUUUUUUUUUUACUGGCUAAUCGAUCGAGAAAAACAAGAGGAGAAAAGACAUGCAACAAUUUCAUUUUUAAAAAAAGUGUGUCUGGGACUUAGAUAAUAUUAUUUAAUAUUACACUAAACCAAAAGGAAAAGGCAAUUUGUUUUAUGAUCAAAUUAAUUAGAAAAAAAACGACAUUCACUCGCGGCCAAUUCCCUCUGAUUUGAUUGACGGGAGAAUAUUGCGGAAUAAUAACCUAAAUUCUGGUGAAAUCAGAUUGAUCCCGGAUUUGUGCAACAAUGGGGGACUACAUCAUUUGCCAGUCUCUUUUUAACUUUAAAUGAUUGUAGAUAUUUGUAUCGUAUCACUCCUGAACGUUGGCAUGGCUUGAGCUUUUGCGCCUCUCGAAAAGACACUAAUGGAUGUGUCACCUCCCUGUAACGACUGGAGGCUUCUCAUUGGUCUGAAUGAAUGAUGAUGAUGAUGAUGAUGAUGAUGAAGAAGAAUCCAAACUUUUGUACUUUUGUUGUUGUUGUGAAUGAGUGAAUUAAACUGACGCUUUGGGUGUGCCAAGGAAUGAAUGGA
Cyclopterus lumpus (lumpfish) is the source of this 4366-nucleotide messenger RNA. It is a transcript of the gene ern2, whose product is annotated as endoplasmic reticulum to nucleus signaling 2. The record is from RefSeq and is a predicted model, not a curated record. The coding region runs from base 238 to 3150 and encodes 970 amino acids. Gene Ontology annotation, molecular function: RNA endonuclease activity; ATP binding; protein serine/threonine kinase activity. Lineage: Eukaryota; Metazoa; Chordata; Actinopteri; Perciformes; Cyclopteridae. Gene Ontology annotation, biological process: mRNA processing; IRE1-mediated unfolded protein response; intrinsic apoptotic signaling pathway in response to endoplasmic reticulum stress. The transcript has 24 exons. Gene Ontology annotation, cellular component: IRE1-TRAF2-ASK1 complex.